Messenger RNA from Neomonachus schauinslandi (Hawaiian monk seal), 849 nucleotides. It is a transcript of the gene CREG2, whose product is annotated as cellular repressor of E1A stimulated genes 2. The coding region runs from base 1 to 849 and encodes 282 amino acids. The record is from RefSeq and is a predicted model, not a curated record. The transcript has 4 exons. Lineage: Eukaryota; Metazoa; Chordata; Mammalia; Carnivora; Phocidae.
AUGUCCGUGCGCCGCGGCCAGCGGCCCGCGCGGCCCGCCACCCGCCUCUCCUGGCUGCUGUGCUGCAGCGCCCUGCUGUCGCCGGCCGCGGGCUACGUGAUCGUGAGCUCGGUGUCCUGGGCCGUCACCAACGAGGUGGACGAGGAGCUGGACAGCGCCUCCACCGAGGAGGCGCUGCCCGCGCUCCUGGAGGACUCGGGCAGCAUCUGGCAGCGCAGCUUCCCGGCCUCCGCGCACAAGGAGGACGCGCACCUGCCGCCCCCGCCCGGCGCCGCCCGCGCCAGGCCGCCCCCCGCGCCGCCCGGGAUGUUCUCCUACCGGCGCGAGAGCGGCCCCAGGCUGCGCCCUGGCACCGCCCGCUUCCUGGCCCACGCCAGCGCCUGGGGCUGUCUGGCCACCGUGUCCGCCCACGAGAAGAUCCCAGGACUGCCGUUUGGGAACUGCCUGCCCAUCAGCGAUGGCCCCUUGAACAACAGCACUGGGGUUCCUUUCUUCUAUGUGACACCCAGGGACCCUGCAGUGGCCGAUCUGAUGAAAAACCCCAUGGCCUCCCUCCUGCUGCCGGAAUCGGAAGGAGAGUUCUGCAGAAAAAAUAUCGUCGACCCGGAAGACCCCCGAUGCGCCCGCCUGACGCUCACCGGCCAGAUGAUCGCCGUGUCUCCAGAAGAAGUAGAAUUUGCCAAGCAAGCCAUGUUUUCAAGACACCCCGUGAUGAGGAAGUGGCCUCGUCAGUAUGAGUGGUUCUUUAUGAAGAUGAGGAUAGAACAUAUCUGGCUUCAGAAAUGGUAUGGAGGCGUAUCCGACAUUAAAAAGGAGGACUACUUCAAAGCAGUCCCACGCAAGGCCUGA